Chenopodium quinoa (quinoa) is the source of this 2405-nucleotide messenger RNA. RefSeq names its product UDP-glycosyltransferase 92A1-like. The record is from RefSeq and is a predicted model, not a curated record. The transcript has a single exon. Bases 481 to 1956 code for a protein of 491 amino acids. Lineage: Eukaryota; Viridiplantae; Streptophyta; Magnoliopsida; Caryophyllales; Amaranthaceae. Gene Ontology annotation, molecular function: UDP-glycosyltransferase activity.
AACCAUUCCAUUGACCCAUUAAUAAAUUCUACAAAUUCACAUCCAUACAUCCACUACUGUCCAGAGUGAUCACUCACUCAUUCACUCCCCUACUAUACUCCCAACAAAUUAUUGAAGAUUUCAAAAUUGAUCCAAAGGACCACUUAUGUCGUUUUAUUUACUUUCGCAUCCUCUACAUUUAAUUGUAAAUACUCGCGAUCCAAUUAGCUUAAUUUAUUAAAAAUUUUAAACUAAUAUUACAUUAUUUACAACGAUUAGACAUUUUUCCUAUCUACUUUAUAUCAAAUCGUUACAAAUAAUAUGUAAUGGGUAAGUAACAAAAUGCACGUUCUUAAUUCAUCACUUUGAUAAAUUAUCUCUCAACCACUCAUCACUCCCCUUAUGUAUCGAACCAUCCCCACAACAAAUUAAACUCCAAAACACCAAAAUUCUUUACCAAAUCAUUCAUUCAUUAAAAUUACAAAAAUAAUCAACCCAAAAAUGGAGUCAUCAACAAAAGAACAAGAACAACAACACAUAAUCCUCCUCCCAUUUUUAGCACAAGGCCAUCUCCGACCAUUCCUCCACCUCGCUCACCGCCUUCUCUCUCUAACACCCUUCAAUCUCUCUCUCCUCACUACCCCUUUAAACGCCGCUAAUCUCCGCCGUCAAUCCGACAACUUCAACAUCAACCUUAACAUCAUCGAACUCCCCUUCACUAGCACCGACCACGGUCUCCCACCCAACACCGAAAAUACCGAUAAACUCUCAUUAACCUCCAUCAUCAAACUCUUCCAUGCAUCCACUUCACUCGAACCUCAUGUACGUGACUACCUCACGCGCCACCACCUGCACGACCCACCCGUGUGCAUAAUCUUCGACGUGUUCUUGGGCUGGGCCGAUAACGUGGCCCGAUCAGUUGGGUCCACCGGAAUCUGCUUCAACACUGGUGGGGCCUACGGUGUCGGUGCGUAUGUUUCAAUCUGGAGCAAUCUACCUCACCGGAAUGUCGGCGAUGAUGAGGAGUUUUCAUUGGCUGGUUUCCCGGAAGAUCGGAAACUCCGACGUAAUCAGCUUCAUCGGUUUUUAAGGUUUGCUGAUGGGUCCGAUGAAUGGUCGAGGUUUUUCCAACCUCAGAUUAAAUCAUCCUUGAAUUGUUCUGGGUGGUUGUGUAAUUCCAUCGAGGAGAUUGAACCGUUAGGGUUUCAAGUUUUUAGGAAUUUCACGAAAUCUCCUAUUUGGGGAAUUGGUCCUUUGAUUAUGACAUCUUCGAAAAAAGAUGAUGAUGAGAAGGAAGAGGCUUGUUUGAGGUGGUUGAAUCAAUUUGAAAAUGACUCAGUUUUGUACAUUUGUUUCGGGUCACAGAAUACAGUGACUCCGAUUCAGAUGAUGGAGUUAGCGAAAGGUUUGGAGGAGAGUAAGAUCCCGUUCUUGUGGGUGAUUCGGCCGCCAUUCGGGUUCGAUUUCAAUGGGGAGUUUAAACCCGAAUGGCUGCCUGAGAAGUUUGAGGAAAGAAUGAUGGAGAAAAAACAGGGGAUGUUGGUGAGAGAUUGGGUGCCUCAGUUGGAUAUUUUGAGGCAUGAGGCUACUGGUGGAUUUUUGAGUCAUUGUGGUUGGAAUUCGGUAUUGGAAGGUUUAAGAGAAGGAGUGCCAAUACUCGGGUGGCCGUUGGCGGCCGAGCAAGCGUAUAAUUCAAAGAUGAUGGUGGAGGAAAUGGGGGUGGCGGUCGAGUUGACGAGGGGGUUGGAAGGGGAGGUGAAGAAAGAGUGGGUGAAGAGUGUGGUGGAAAUGGUGUUGGAUAGAAAGGAGGGGAGUUGUGGGUGGGAAAUGAAGAAGAAAGCUGUUGAGAUUGGGGAGAAAUUGAAGGAUGCUUGGAAAAUUGAGGGAGAUUACAAAGGAUCUUCUGUUAAGGCAAUGGAUAAUUUUGUAGAGUUUAUAGUUUCUUGUAGGGGAAAGAAAUCUAAAGAAGAUGCUUGAACUGGUGUACCCCGGGUUUGUGAGAUCGAUACAUGGACAUCGUAUACUUACCGACGAGUAUGGUGCAUGCAUUGAUAUUGUAAUGCAAACACGGUUUUAUCUAGUGCGGAGUAUGAUUUUUUAGUGGAAGAAUAAUUAUGGAUUAGAUAUUAAAGUAGUACUCCAUUAAACUAUAAAGUAGGAGCAAAAGGCAGUAUUUUAAAAAAAAAAAAGAUUUCUGUUUUGCGGAGAUUAUAUGUAAUGUUAGAUGAUUGAAAUUAUCUCAAAUUCUCAAUCAUGAUUCAAUGUUUUCCCCUUUUAGCAUUGACAUCGUAGCUUCACUGAGUUGAAUGAGGGAUCUUAAAAAGAUGGUUUGAAUUUGUGUGUUUUAUCUUCUUUUGAUUAUCAUAUGCUUGGUAUAAUUAAACAUUCUUAUUACCUAAAUAAGGCAGGGACAGAUUUGUAGUUCA